Saprolegnia parasitica CBS 223.65 is the source of this 1122-nucleotide messenger RNA. RefSeq lists its product as hypothetical. The record is from RefSeq and is a predicted model, not a curated record. NCBI's taxonomy places the organism in Eukaryota, Oomycota, Saprolegniomycetes, Saprolegniales, Saprolegniaceae. The transcript has 3 exons. Bases 1 to 1122 code for a protein of 373 amino acids.
AUGAGCGCCAGCACGACGACCCACUCUGGCCGCCGAGGACCGCGCUUGACAACGCCCGAAGGCGUCAACGUCUGCCUCUUCUGCCGCAACCCCAAGCGCCACAAGCCCUUCUGCCCGCAGCAGCCCCGCCCGCAGCGGCAGAGCAUCUAUGCCGAAUCACCACCGCGCGCGCGGCCCGCGCCAUGGGAGCCAGCGCUCGCACCGCACGAUCCGUUCAACGCCGUCGACGUGCGCCCGCCCCGCCGCCCUCACGCGCCGGCAACAGACCACGUGGCUGGCACCGACGACACGGCGCCGCCGCCCGUGGCCGCUUUCACGCCCGAGACCACACUGCCCGAGACCACGGUCGCGCUCGCAUUGCCCGCGCUCUCGCUGCAGCAGCGUGCCAGUGCAUCGACCUUUGUCGCGCGCAUCUGGGCCGAGCGCGAAGCGACCUUGCCGCGUUUGUACUGUCUGCGUCCGCGUGGCGGUCUCGACCGCGUGCAGUGGCCCAGCUGGAAGUACACGAUGCCAGACCCGCUCUUGAUCCACCCGACGCGGUCGUCGGACCCGGACGUUGCGCAGUUUGGCGGCACGGACGUGCUUGUAUGGUGUCCGUUUACCUUCUUUCCGCACAUCAUCGACCUCACGACGUUGAGCUGCCCGGCGUGCGGCGCCACCGCCUGCAUCUCGUCGGAUGGGUGGUCGAAAGACUUUGCCUCGGUCGUCGCCAAUGAUGGCCAGCGCGCGCUCAUGCGAAGCCGUCGCCUCCGCCACAUCAAGUGCCCGCGCGCCAAGACGGACACGUGCUUUUCGAGCCUCGACGAGCACCUCUUGGCGCAUUGGUACCCGGACGUGUUGCGGCGCCUCCUGCCGACGCAGGCGGACCACGCGAACCCGACCGAGCCGCCGCCGCCGAUGGCCAUCAAUGUCGACGCCGCUGUCGAAGCGGUGCCAGAGGCAGUGACCAAGCGACCACGCGAGCUACUGCCGUGCCCCCACUGCGGUAGUGCGACGCGCUUCCACCGCUCGGCCGAGUCCAAGAAGUGUGAGCUCUACCAGUUUUUCAAGCAGCACAAGUUUUCAAAAAACGAUUUUGAGAAGGCCAUUGUUGCCUUUCGUCAGCGCCCGAUCCACGUGUAG